ACACAGACUCUCUGUCAGCAGAUGGACGCAGCUUUGCUCUGGUGCACACUCUUUUUUUUCCCCUCGUUAUGUUGCAGCUGAAACGUUUCUCUUUAAUGGAGAUUUGCACGGAAAGCACUGAAGAUUAAUCUGCUCUAGGAAAAUAUCCCUUCUUCCUCUCUCUCUCUCUCUCUCACUCACUCUCUCUUACUGUCUAUCUCUCAAUCUAUCUCUUUAUCUAUCCUUCUCUCUUAGCUGCUUGUGUGGAAGACGGUUUGCAUGCCAAAGCUGCUUUACUUCAGAAAGUCUUGGAGGCGCGCGUGUAAAGAGGAUCCAACAUAGACUGGAUCACCUUUUUGUUUCUUUUUAUUUUCUGGCAAGGACUGCUCAUCCAUGUUUCCUGUUUGGCUGAUGGAUAACCCGAAGAAUACGACACAAUCUGGUACAUAGCUAAAAUAUUUUUUACGAAUUGCACACAGGGAAGAACUGUUUUAAUAGCAUCUUUUUUUGAGUGCACGAUAUGGCGCAUCCUAGUCGGUCUAGGAGUUGCAAAAGCGACCUCGCGCUCCUCCAGGUUGAUUAGCUGUCACUGGAUCCCAUUAUUAUAAGAUAUAAAGUGCAACCCCAUUUUUUAUCCACUAUAAACAACUGUUUUUUUUUGUAUCCCGUCAUCUAUUUGUUUAUUUUGAGUGAACCAUGGCGGAUAAAGCCGGUCUCGGAGUUCCAAAAACGGGCUCGCGCUCAUCCACGUCGCUUCCUCCAGAGCCCACCGAGAUCAUCCGCACCAAAGCCCGCACCAGAAGAGUGCGGAUCAACGUGGGAGGCCUGAACCACGAGGUGCUAUGGCGGACUCUGGACCGGCUCCCGCGCACGCGUCUGGGGAAGCUGCGCGACUGCAAUACGCACGAGUCGCUCAUGGAGGUUUGCGACGAUUACAGCCUAAACGAGAACGAGUAUUUCUUCGACCGGCAUCCGGGCGCGUUCACGAGCAUCCUGAACUUCUAUCGCACUGGGAAGCUGCACAUGAUGGAGGAGAUGUGCGCGCUCUCGUUCGGACAGGAGCUCGAUUACUGGGGUAUCGAUGAGAUUUAUCUGGAGUCGUGCUGCCAGGCGCGCUAUCAUCAGAAAAAGGAGCAGAUGAACGAGGAGUUGAGGAGGGAAGCGGAAACUCUGCGCGAGAGGGACGGAGAAGGGGAGUUUGACCACUCCUGCUGUCCUGAUAAGAGGAAGAAACUAUGGGAUCUUCUGGAGAAGCCGAACUCCUCGGUCGCUGCGAAGAUCUUGGCCAUCAUCUCCAUCCUCUUUAUCAUCCUCUCCACCAUUGCCUUGUCCCUGAACACACUACCUGAGCUCCAGGUGACAGAUGAGUAUGGCCAGGCAAAUGAUAACCCUCAGCUGGCACACAUCGAGGCUGUCUGCAUCGCCUGGUUCACCAUGGAGUACCUGCUGCGCUUCCUGUCUUCACCCAACAAGUGGAAAUUCUUUAAAGGACCUUUAAAUGUAAUCGAUUUGUUAGCCAUCUUACCUUACUACGUCACUAUAUUUCUGACUGAGUCGAACAAGAGCGUGCUACAGUUCCAGAACGUGCGGCGGGUGGUCCAGAUUUUUCGCAUCAUGAGAAUCUUAAGGAUCCUUAAGCUGGCCAGACAUUCAACCGGACUCCAGUCGCUUGGCUUUACGCUCAGACGGAGCUAUAAUGAGCUCGGUCUGCUCAUACUGUUCUUAGCGAUGGGAAUUAUGAUAUUCUCAAGCUUGGUGUUUUUUGCAGAGAAAGACGAAGACGCAACAAAAUUUACGAGUAUACCAGCUUCAUUUUGGUGGGCCACUAUCACCAUGACAACAGUUGGAUAUGGCGAUAUUUAUCCACAGACAUUGCUUGGUAAAAUAGUGGGCGGGCUUUGCUGCAUCGCAGGUGUGCUGGUGAUCGCUUUACCAAUUCCUAUCAUUGUCAAUAACUUCUCCGAGUUCUACAAGGAGCAAAAACGCCAGGAGAAAGCCAUCAAGAGACGAGAGGCCUUAGAAAGAGCCAAGAGGAACGGCAGCAUUGUCUCCAUGAACCUGAAAGACGCCUUUGCCAGGAGCAUGGAGUUAAUGGACGUUGUGGUGGAGAAGAGUGAAGACAAACCUUCCUUCGAUAAUCACCUGUCUCCAAGCCGGUGGGGAAUUCCCAAGCGUGCUUCCUCGGAUGCCAGUUUAAGACCGUUUGAUAGAAAGAUGGGAUCACGGGAGUGUUUUAAAAGCUCGAGUCCACAGCAUCUUAAUGUGCAGAAACUAGAAGAAAUCUACAACCAGAUGAGCAAGACACGAUCCUUAUCAGACCUCGACAAAAAUCUGAGUGCUGCCGGGCCAAAGCAGGGGGCACAGAAUGCCAAAUCUCAUCGACAACGGAAUAGACCUGCUUCGGAUGUACCACACAUGGCGAGCAUUGACAGCUUUGCGAGCUGCACUGCUGAACUCAGAGAAGCCAACAGGUCAAACCCUUCUUCUAACACCGCAGCUCAGCUUGAGCAAAGUCAGACUGAAGUGCCUCCACUUUCCUACAAGAACUCACCAUCAGACAUGUCCAAAGUUAGUCCAGAAGAAGAGGAUGAACAGUUUGAUUACACGUCUAAAAACCGAGUUAACCAGGUAGCAUCCAAAGAAGAUGAUGAGUGCUUUGUGGAGAACACAAGUUUGGUGAAAAGUGGUACACCAGUUGAGACAGCCUUCCAAAUUAGUCCUGAACAGCAAAGCCAAUUCGAUUACUCACCUAGUCAUCACGUAACAUAUAAUAAAGCUAUUGUGAAUAACACGGCAUUUUUAAUUCAGAGCGUUGACCCAGACAUGACAGUAAAUUUUCUAGGAAAUACAGAUGACGCUCCUCUAACACCUCCAAGCACUUCCUCUGCUCAGGAACUCAGCAUCAGUUUUCUGGAAGACAACGACUCACCGAAGCAAGAGGGCUCGCCACUUUUUGCUGAAUCAGUAAUGCUAGCUAGAAUCCCAGAACAAGGACGAAUCCUUUCUCCAAAGUUUCCGCUUGGCGAUUUCCAUCCCAACGAGACUUUAGCGCUCCUCGAGGAACAUGAGCGGGCGUCCACGGAAGAGGACAUUGCCGGCACUUUGGUUCUUUCACCCAAAUUUACAGCACAAAACUGCACUCAGGACGGAGUAGGUGACAACGCAGAGGGGAAAAACGAAAGCAACCAAAGCGGACACAAAGUAGAGAAUCACAUGUUUACGCCAGAGAUUCAUCUCAUGCCUGGAGAUGGGGAUAUUUCACAAACUAGCAUGUGAACCACUGGAAGGUGGAAAAAAAAAAGAGGCAUGGAGGUGUAGCGAAAGAUAUUUUUGCAUGGCAUGAAAAUGAAAAGGUCAUUAUAUUUGUGGUAUUGUCUGCAGGAAAUAUACGGAAAAAGAUAUUUAUCUUCAAAAAAAAAUCACGAUCCUGCUGAUUCAUACGGACUCGACGACGGACGAGAAAGUGCAGAGAAAGAGCAUGCAUUAAAAACGUAUGUUUACGGUGCUUAGUUUGCUGAAAGCGCUUCACUGUAAAUACACCGAGGACUGAACGAUGCACAUAGUCACAGAGGACACAAGAAAUUCAAAUCCAACUUAUUUAUUUAAAUACCGUGCUUCAAAGACUGAAAAGUUGCAAAACAGCAACGUACUGAAACAUAUCAUUACACAGUAAUGCAAUGUGUACCAUGACAGAGCUGUCUUUUUUUUUUUAUUUAAGAGUAUAGUGUGUGAUAUCAACAACAUUUUGACUGGUAAUUUGCAAUUUGAGUUCAUAUCAGAUUUAAUGACCAGAAAUGAAGUCACGUUGGUUCAGGAAUCUUGAUACGAGCAGAUUUUCUUACUUAGUCAGCCAGCUGGCUAGUUUGGGAUGUUAAUGAACAUUGCGCUAGCACACCAGGCAGCUAGCAGAUAAGUCAGGUUUUGAAUGUGUAUAAUGAUGAUGUUUGACAGAAAUACUAACAUUCACCAUGACAAUGUGUUAAUAUAACUCCAUAUAUCUCACCUGUUCUCAUUUUCCAUUCACAUCUGCUAGCUAGCUUUCUAGGUAAAGGAUUUCUAGUUACAGCAGCUAGCAUAACACUGAACAGCUAAUUCACAGGUAGACACACGGACACUUUUAAUUCGGUUUAAUAACUGAUCCUUUAUGUCCUGACAAGACAUAAUUCACGGGUCCACGGGUCUGAAUCUGAACUUACUUGCUGUCCACUUUAUUAGGUACACCUGCAGUAUGUUUGUGCAGUUAUACAAGCGGUGUAAAAGAAAAAAUCACGUAGCUACAGAUCAAAAGCUUCAGUUACAGUUCACGUCGAACAGUAGAAUGCAGAGAAGUGUGAGCUACAUUUGCAAUUACAUUUCUGGCAUUUGGCAGACGCUCUUAUCCAGAGCGUCAUACAAGAGUACUUUGAAGUCUCUAUCAAUGAAUAUAUAUUAACACUGGUUCAAUAGGUCACAGACUUAGGAUUCCAUCAGAAGUAGGUUUUCAUCCGGCUUUUGAAGGCGGUCAGUGACUCGGCUUUACGGACAUCAUGGGGAAAUUCAUUCCACCACCUCGGUGCCAGAACCGAGCAGAGUCUAGAUGUAUACCUACCUCUUACCCUGAGAGAUGGUGGGAUCAGUCGAGCAGUGCUAGUAGAUCAGAGGGAACGAGGUGCAGUGCAAGGAGUAUAAUAAUGAUCUCUGUGAUUUUGAUCAUGAUUUGGUUGUUGGUAUGAGAUGGGCUGAGUAUUCUAGAAACUGCUGGGAUUUUCACAUGAACUAUAGACUUUAAAAAGAAUGAUUAAAAAAAUAUUCCAUUUUAAUAAGGGAGGUUGAUGGAGAAUGGGAAGACUGGCUUCAAGGCAAGUCAAGGCAAGAAGCUUUUAUUGUCAUUUCAACCAUAUAUACAGAUUCAGUACAUAGUGAAAUGAAACAACGUUUCUCCAAGAUCAUGGUGCUACAUAAAACAACACAGAGCUCCAUAAAACAACACAGAGCUAAGGACUUACAGUUAGGCUAUACGAUGACUCAAAUAACUACUCUGUACAACUGUGGUUCAAACUCGCUCAGACCUUGAACUGGACACAGGCUUACUGAAAUAUGGACAGCUGAAGAUAUGUACUCACUGGCUGUUUUUUCCGAUCUUCCGCUGUUCAGUCUGAGCAAGUUUGUGCCCCUGUAGUCUCAGAGUCCUGUUUUUGGCUGACAGGAAUGGAUUUUGUGUUUUGAGAUGCUUUUCUGCUCUCCACAGUUGUAAACAGUGAUAAAUUGACUUACCAGUGUUGAUUUAACUCGGAUCUCUCUAAUCAGCAUGUUGUUUCUACCCUCAGAGCCACUGAUCACUGGUUGUUUUUUGUUUUUCACACCAUUCUGGGAAAAUUCUAGAGACUGGUGUGUGUGAAAAUUCCAAGAAGUCGGCAGUUUCUGAAAUACUCAUGGUUGGUCACUGAGAUUUCAUUUUUAUUUUAUGUUUAAUGUGAACAUUUUUUAAUAAUACUCUUUAUCUGUAUCCACAUGAUUUUAUGCAUUACACUGCAGCUGUAUGACUGGAUAAUUGCACAAAUGUGCAGGUGUACAGAUGUAUGUUCUGGUCAUUAAAUCUUGUUUUUUUCUUUAUAUAUAUAUAUAUAUAUAUAUAUAUAUAUAUAU
Messenger RNA from Hemibagrus wyckioides, 5604 nucleotides. RefSeq names its product potassium voltage-gated channel subfamily B member 2b (gene kcnb2b). The record is from RefSeq and is a predicted model, not a curated record. Gene Ontology annotation, molecular function: delayed rectifier potassium channel activity; protein binding. Gene Ontology annotation, cellular component: voltage-gated potassium channel complex; membrane. The coding region runs from base 676 to 3255 and encodes 859 amino acids. Gene Ontology annotation, biological process: protein homooligomerization; potassium ion transmembrane transport. The transcript has 3 exons. NCBI's taxonomy places the organism in Eukaryota, Metazoa, Chordata, Actinopteri, Siluriformes, Bagridae.